Messenger RNA from Athalia rosae (coleseed sawfly), 4646 nucleotides. Its product is annotated as RNA-binding protein 33-like. Gene Ontology annotation, molecular function: RNA binding. The coding region runs from base 250 to 3546 and encodes 1098 amino acids. The record is from RefSeq and is a predicted model, not a curated record. The transcript has 12 exons. Lineage: Eukaryota; Metazoa; Arthropoda; Insecta; Hymenoptera; Athaliidae.
GUCACCGCAGACGCAGCUCUUGCUCCUUGCGCAAAUAAAGCAUUUCUGUUAUACUUUCUAAGACAAUUUCACGAGUUCUUGAAAUUUAUGAACAUUUUCAAAGCCGUUAUCAUUCAGUUCAGUAUUACGCUAUCCAGACAAUGUGCGAGACAAACGAAUGAACGGAAGUGACACAUCCAUUCAUCACAAGUUCAUUUCUUUUUCAAUAAACUCACACUAGCAACCUUAUCGAUAAUAUUAAAUCGAUACAUGGGAGACAGAAGCCAGAGAGAAUUGUACAGAAUGUCUGAACAGUGUGACGAAAACUUGUUGGACGAGGAUCUAGGGGACGAAGAAUAUGAUCUAGGAAAUGACGAAGAGGAAGCGCUUUUAGCGGAUGACCAUGAAUUAGAGACGCAGAGUAGCUUAAGAGAAGAGGAAACAGAUGACGUGUUGGAUUUAGGCGUCACCGAUGCUCUUGACGACUUAGAGGGAGAGGAAGACAAUGUAAAUUAUAGCGGAGUUACCAAUAACCGUAACCAUAGCGACUAUUACAAUGAACGACAUGAAAAUGAUAUCAUCUAUUACCAGCGGCACGAAACAAGGCACGAUUACGAAGAAAUCGUUGGAGGUGAAGGUGAAAACAUUGGAAAUCCUUCCAACCAACCAGAUCUCAGAGAAAAACUACAAAAAAAUGCACAAAAGGAUUUCUACGUUGGAAAUGGUCAGGGAAUGGAAGACGACGAUUGCGAAGAGGCUAAGGAACGGAGGAACCGGUUUCAAAAUGAGAGGACAAUCAUAUCUCCAAAAAUGAACAAUGAAAUUCCAGACUCUCUGGAAAAUGUUGUCACAUUAGAACAGUUGAGGCCACCAUUUCGGGGAAGAGGAAGAGGUAGAGGCAUUCGAGGAAUGAGAGGUGGAAGAUUUAUCACUAACUUUGCUCCAAGAUUCAAUGUACCGCGAGGACCACCAUCCUUCGAAAAUCAGCGACUACCAUUUCGACCAACAUUGCUUGAAAAUAGACCACAAUUCCCUCCUGGACCACGGUUGAAUAUACCGAAUCAGCAGAUUCCAUUUCAGCAAAACAAUCCCCAGGUACCUCCUCCUUAUACACAGUUCCCACUGAAUGGACCCCUGCAAGGUCGUCCUCAGUUCAUGGAAAAUAGGCCUCCUUUCAAUCCAAAUCAAUUCCAAGGUCUAGCUGGACCUCCUGGUCCACGAUUGAUGGGCCCAAGACCAGAAUUUGAUCCACGGGCUCCUCCUCAAAACUUCCCUCCGAAUCAGCCACAGUUCAUACACAAUCAGUCACAUCACUUUCAAAAUCAAGGACCACAAGUUCAAGGAAAUCAAGGACCUCCACCACCUAUGCAAGGAAAUCAAGGACUUCCAAUACCUAUGCAAGGAAAUCAGGUGCCACUUGGACAAGUCAAUAGGAACUUGCCGAUGCAGGGAAAUCCACGUCCUUCGAUGCAGGGUAAUCAAGGUCCCCUUCUUCUCCGGAAUCCAGGGCCACCAAUGCCGGGUCAUUUACGUCCACAGAUUCACAACCAAAUUCCAGUAAUGCAGGGUCAUUCUAAUCCUCUGAACAUACAAAAUCAAGUUCCAUUUGAAAACAUGCGCCCUUAUCAAGACCCGCGUUUCUGUCAGGAGACUAGGCCUGUUUAUGACUCUAGACCAGUUUACAAUGAACAACCGCCGCCUGUUCAAUACAAUAACGGACCACCGGGACUACCUCCGCAGCCAACUGGAAACAUGCCCACCCCCUUACCACCUGGACACAAAAUUUUGAUCAACCCUCACUUCCGGGGCGCCGUGCAACCUACAGCUGAUGCUCGUUUGGCUUGGGACUCAUCGGUUCAACAACAACAUCAACAGCAGCCACUGCCACCAUCGCCUAUCGGUAAUGAACAGUUUCUACAAACUCCCAGGCAGUUUCAAAACCAAGCAUCUUACAACCAGCCUGCUGCACCAGCACCACCAUUGCAGGAGUACAGUCAGCCCGCCGUUCAACAAAAUAAAAGCGAUGACCCCUAUGCAUACUUUUCUGAUGUCUGGCAAGAAAACAAGACACAAAAAAAUACAACCUCCACAAGUAGUAAUUCGUUUCACAGUGAAACGACGAAUUAUAGUAAAGAUACUUAUUAUGGCGAGGGGGAUAACUACAAGACACAGAAUCAAUGGGAUUCCAGAGACAAUUACCAGACAUGCUGUUCACAUAGUUUUCGUGAUACUAUGGAUUAUUCAGAUGGGCAACGAGAGCAACAACCCAAUUACCGGGAUAGAGAUGUUCAUUCGCGUUCAAGCACAGAUCGCCCUCGUGACAAUCGAAUUCCUUCAACAAAUUCUAGUUAUCGAAACGAGAGUUUUGACCACAGCCGACCACAAAGAGCACCAACCAGCAGUAGAGCCCCGGCUACUAGUCAGAGGGGGAUCGUGCGAUCUCAACAAAAAAGAAGUCCUGAAGAAUACUCAGAUAGAGGACAAAGAGAAAUAAGUCCUAAGAGACCUAAAUUGAGCAGCCGAAACUUACAUGAAGUUAGAACAAUCGAUACUCUAUCUGAUCAAGUCAAUGAUAAAAAAUCAUAUGAAAACGAAGAGCCAGAAAUGCGAGAGUAUCGGAAGAAGCUUGAAGAACAGAAACGUUUGAGAGAAAAAUUUCUCAGAGAAAAAGAGAAUCGUAGAAAAAUUGCAGCCAUGGAAAAACAAUAUGAAAAAGAGAAAGCUGAGAAUAGUGCUAGCGGAGAAUCUAAUCCAGAAACUAAACCGGUUUCUGUAGUAACCGGUGUUAUGAAGGAUGUUAAGGUUCGACCAGCAGCUAUUGGCAGAGGCCGGAGCCGCCCUGUUAGCGCACAGCCCACAGAGGGGCUGGAGAGGCCAGCUGGUUUACGAAUCGUUCGGACUAUUCAGACUACUGUACAACCAUCUACUAUAAGUAAUGAAAAUGAAGAAGACGUUGCUUCUUCUAUUCCAAUGGUACAAGCAACCGAAACAGUUAACAAGAGACAAGUUUCUACGCAGCAUGGGAUUCGACGAGUGGUUAUUCAUAAGCCACCUCCGAAUAUGCAGAAAGUUGCUACUACCAUACAAAAAACUGUGUCAAAUCUACAGAGAAACCCCGGAGUCGCUGUGCCGCAGAAAAUUGUACCAAAAUUAAUCACCACUGUACCAGGCGGCGUUCAAAAAACCCUGGUCAAGAAACUUCCGGGAAAUACGCAAGUUAAUGCACAGAAAAAUCUCAACAUGGCUAACCAGAAAGUCGUUAUUAAUACCCAAAAUAAUCAGAGAGUUGUUCUUCAAAAAACUUCACCACAAAUGAGAAAACUACCUGAAAUCAGAACCAACAUUGUCAAAAUAGAAAACUUGGCUGCCAGCACAACUGAAAACCAAAUUCGACGAAUGUGUCAGGGAAUCGGCACACUUGAGAGCAUACACAUGAACGAGGGCAGUGCAACAAUCGUGUUUAAGACGCAAUCUGCUGCAUUUGUGUUUCACAAGAAAUAUCAACGUAAAAUGCUCGACCUUUCGUUAAUAACAGUUCAUCUUAUCCCGCAAACUGCAGGAAAUUAAAGGAUUCCUACGAUUGUGAAAAAGAUAUAUUGAAAAGGUAUCACAUAGAAUCAAAUAAUCUAUACAGCUUGUUAUCAACUGGUAUGUUGGCGCCUUGUUCAAAUUAUAUAAUCUUAAUAACAGCACAGUUGAUUGUAUACACUCUGUGUAUCUAGAGAUGUGUUCUUGAAGAUCGCUACGGCAAAAUUCGGAAAAUAUGUUCAUUAUUAAUUAAUACCACCAGGAAAGAGUUUCUGUGACAUUUGAUUUAAUUAUGAUGACUUAAUUAUUCGGAUUUGUUUACAUAAUUUGGCCGAUGGCACUGUGGGCGUGGUUUUAAAACGCAGAUAUCAAGCAAAAUUGUAAAUAUAAUAUAUUUAGAUCUAUAAUGAAUUUCAGAAUUAAACCUGAACUUUUUAACUCAUUAUAUAUACCAAUAAAUGAGGAAAAUUUGAAAAUUUGCCUACCAAUAUUGUACAAAGUAUACAAUAUUCGUUUAGAUGUACACAGACUGUAGUGAAAAAUGGUUCAUCAAAAUUGAAUGGGAUCCGCAUGCUUUCACGUUAAUGAUUGUUUUGUAUUAUCCAAAUAUUUUUAAACAAUUUGUUUAUUCAUAAUCUUUGACAUACAUAGCAUCAGUCAAUGCAUAAUAAAUGACCUAUUACAUGACUACAAUUUAUUUAUGUACAAGUUGUAACUUGGUUACUUAAUUUCAGAUUACAACAAAAUUAAAGUUACCAAAAGUGCAGUUGCGUGCUUUUGAUAUAGUUUCAGUUAUACAACUAUAUUAUAGAUUAAGGUAUCAAAUUUCAAGUGAAUCAGCUUGUGAAUAUAGAUUACUUGAAAUCUCUGUAUUGUAACGCAGGUGUAGGGAUGUACAUACAUACACAUGUUCCAAAAGAAACAUUCUUGAGUUUUGUUCAAGAUAAUCUUACAUUUGAGUAGUUCUGCUCAAAAUGUUGCGAAUUAUAUGUUGUCCACGUUAUCUUUACUUGUUGAUUUAUUUCAUGUUCAUAGUAUGAACAACGCUUCGCAAACUUUAAUAACAGCGUGAAAUAAAUGAAUUGUACAUUAUAAUAUUAGGUAAGAGAAAUUCAUCAAUUAAAUCAAUUUAUGCAAAA